This is a messenger RNA of Linum tenue, 144 nucleotides long. Lineage: Eukaryota; Viridiplantae; Streptophyta; Magnoliopsida; Malpighiales; Linaceae. The record is from the annotation of a GenBank genome assembly.
AUGGUAACUUGCUUCCCUUUCUCAGCCAAGAAACUGGGGGUGAUAGUGGCCUUUUUUGUCGGAGCAGCUGUGAUCAUGGGUUGCGCUGCGCAUCUCUCGUACGUCAAGGAACGAAUGAGACAGAAGCAAGGCUAUGGCAAUUGA